AUGCGUCGCGCGACCGGCUGCCCGCUGAGCCAGAUCUGCAUCCCCCCUCCCGCCGUCCUGGUGAGGAGCUUCCCGGUGAGGUCCAGCCCGGAUCCCUGCGGCACCGCCGGCGGCUUCCAGUGCUUCCCUCCCCGCAGGAGCCCCUGCUGCUUCCCCGGCACCACCACCUACGUCAGCCUGGGGAGCCUGGCCGCGGCCCAGGCCGCCGGCUGCGCCAAGCCCUGCGGCCUCGUGGCCACCACGUGUGUCCCCCCGUGCUACCAGGGCAUGGCCGGGUGCACCACCACGUGCAGGAACCCCUGCUGCUGCUGCCGGGUGACCGAGAGCUGCACCAGGAGCCAGGACUGCUGCCAGGAGGUGGCCAAGUGCUCCACAGCCACGUGCCAGGAUCCGUGUUGCCAGGAGGUCACCAAGUGCACAACCACGUGUCAGGAUCCGUGUUGCCAGGAGGUCACCAAGUGUGUCACCACGUGCCAGGAUCCGUGUUGUCAGGAGGUCACCAAGUGUGUCACCACGUGCCAAGAUCCCUGCUGCCAGGAGGUGUCCAAGUGCACACCCACAUGCCAAGAUCCGUGUUGCAAGGAAGUGACCAAGUGCACCACCACGUGUGUGGAUCCGUGUUGUCAGGAGGUCACCAAGUGUGUCACCACGUGCCAGGAUCCCUGCUAUAAGGAAGUGACCAAGUGUGUCACCACGUGCCAGGAUCCCUGCUGCAAGGAGGUCACCACAUGCACCACAACGUGCCAGGAUCCCUGUUGUAAGGAGGUCACCAAGUGCAGAACCAGGUGUGUGGAUCCAUGCUGCCAGGAGGUCACCAAGUGUGUCACCACGUGUCAGGAUCCGUGUUCUCAAGAGGUCACCAAGUGUGUCACCACGUGUCAGGAUCCAUGUUGUCAAGAGGUCACCAAGUGUGUCACCACAUGCCAGGAUCCCUGUUGUAAGCAGGUCACUGCAUGCACCACCACGUGUGUGGAUCCGUGUUGUCAGGAGGCCACCAAGUGUGUCACCACAUGCCAAGAUCCCUGCUGCCAGGAGGUGUCCAAGUGCACACCCACAUGCCAAGAUCCGUGUUGCAAGGAAGUGACCACGUGUGCCACGUGUGUGGACCCGUGUUGUCAGGAGGUCUCCAAGUGUGUCACCAGGUGUGUGGACCCGUGUUGUCAGGAGGUGACCAGGUGUGUCACCACAUGUGUGGAUCCUUGCUGCCAGGAGGUCACCAAGUGUGUCACCACGUGUCAGGAUCCGUGUUCUCAAGAGGUCACCAAGUGUGUCACCACGUGUCAGGAUCCAUGUUGUCAAGAGGUCACCAAGUGUGUCACCACAUGCCAGGAUCCCUGUUGUAAGCAGGUCACUGCAUGCACCACCACGUGUGUGGAUCCGUGUUGUCAGGAGGCCACCAAGUGUGUCACCACAUGCCAAGAUCCCUGCUGCCAGGAGGUGUCCAAGUGCACACCCACAUGCCAAGAUCCGUGUUGCAAGGAAGUGACCACGUGUGCCACGUGUGUGGACCCGUGUUGUCAGGAGGUCUCCAAGUGUGUCACCAGGUGUGUGGACCCGUGUUGUCAGGAGGUGACCAGGUGUGUCACCACGUGUGUGGAUCCUUGCUGCCAGGAGGUCCCCAAGUGCAGAACCAGUUGUGUUGACCCGUGUUGUCAGGAGGUCACCAAGCGUGUCACCACGUGCCAAGAUCCCUGCUGCCAGGAGGUCUCCAAGUGCAGAACCAGUUGUGUUGACCCGUGUUGUCAGGAGGUCACCAAGCGUGUCACCACGUGCCAAGAUCCCUGCUGCCAGGAGGUCUCCAAGUGCAGAACCAGAUGUGUUGAUCCAUGUUGUCAGGAGAUCACCAAAUGUGCCACCAGGUGUGUGGAUCCAUGUUGCCAGGAGGUCACCAAGUGCACCACCAGAUGUGUUGAUCCCUGCUGCCAGGGAGUGACCUCUUGUGCCACCAGGUGUGUGGAUCCGUGUUGCCAGGGGGUGGCCAGGUGUGUCACCACGUGCCAAGAUCCCUGUUGUGUCACCAGAUGUGCCACCAGGGAGUGCCCACCUGCCAAGACCCCUGCUGCCAGGGAGUGCCCACCUGCCAAGACCCCUGCUGCCAGGGAGUGCCCACCUGCCAAGACCCCUGCUGCCAGGGAGUGCCCACCUGCCAAGACCCCUGCUGCCAGGGAGUGCCCACCUGCCAAGACCCCUGCUGCCAGGGAGUGCCCACCUGCCAAGACCCCUGCUGCCAGGGAGUGCCCACCUGCCAAGACCCCUGCUGCCAGGGAGUGCCCACCUGCCAAGACCCCUGCUGCCAGGGAGUGCCCACCUGCCAAGACCCCUGCUGCCAGGGAGUGCCCACCUGCCAAGACCCCUGCUGCCAGGGAGUGCCCACCUGCCAAGACCCCUGCUGCCAGGGAGUGCCCACCUGCCAAGACCCCUGCUGCCAGGGAGUGCCCACCUGCCAAGACCCCUGCUGCCAGGGAGUGCCCACCUGCCAAGACCCCUGCUGCCAGGGAGUGCCCACCUGCCAAGACCCCUGCUGCCAGGGAGUGA
Molecule: messenger RNA, 2535 nt
Organism: Pyrgilauda ruficollis (rufous-necked snowfinch)
Lineage: Eukaryota; Metazoa; Chordata; Aves; Passeriformes; Passeridae
Product: keratin-associated protein 16-1-like
Exons: 5
Coding region: 1-2535 (844 amino acids)
Source: RefSeq, a predicted model, not a curated record